AUGGCUUUUACGUACGGAAUAUUGUUACUCGUCGUUGCACAAAUGAGUACAGCGUUCGCUCAUCCACCCUGUGCGUGCACCAGAAACUUCCAACCGGUGUGUGGCUCCGAUGCACAAACGUACAACAAUAAGUGCCUUCUCGAUUGUGCUUCCUCCCAGUCCGAAACAAAAAUCACAGUUUACAAAGAUGUUUCUUGCGAAUCUCUGCGAAUCCCCGACUCCUGCAUAUGCAACGCAAUUCACUUGCCCGUAUGCGGCAAUGAUGGUAAAACGUACUCUAAUGAGUGUGAUUUAAAUUGCAACAAAGAAAGAUUCAACAAAUUAUUGGUAGUAGAGCAUUCAGGUCCUUGUCAGAGCCACUGA
Arctia plantaginis is the source of this 363-nucleotide messenger RNA. NCBI's taxonomy places the organism in Eukaryota, Metazoa, Arthropoda, Insecta, Lepidoptera, Erebidae. The record is from the annotation of a GenBank genome assembly.